Messenger RNA from Penicillium subrubescens, 867 nucleotides. RefSeq lists its product as uncharacterized. Lineage: Eukaryota; Fungi; Ascomycota; Eurotiomycetes; Eurotiales; Aspergillaceae. The coding region runs from base 1 to 867 and encodes 288 amino acids. The transcript has 2 exons. The record is from RefSeq and is a predicted model, not a curated record.
AUGGCAAAAAACGGCACCCUUACGAGGGAGAUCGAGAGGUUCUAUGCCAUACCCGGAAAUAGCCGAGGGGGAUACUUCCCGUGGUUUCUUCGAAACCAGCAUAUACUCGAAAACUCAACCCCACCUAUAGAAAAGCGUUAUUGUUUCAUUUUCUACGCUUUGGCUGUGGAUAGCUCGAUCCCGAACCCGAAUUCGGUUGAGUUAGAUUUGUGGUACGAUUUUGGGUUUGCUUUAUGCACCGAUGAAUACCACGAGAAGAACCUAGGAGCUCUCUACAGCAAGCUUGUCGGUGGUGAAAGCCUUUUCAGAGACUACGAUACAAGUCUCGGGAUUGCUUCUAAUUGCGAUGCUACCUUGCCUACGUGCUCCUUUGAUGAAUUCUGGCGAGCAUGGCGGGAUGGCACUAUGGCAGAUCUAUUCGACAAGUACAGUGUUGACGGUGGUUUAGACGGAGACACCGGAUCUGGACUGGGGCGCAAUAUUGGAUUCCAUCAUUUGAGAGAGUUCCUGGCUUUCCCUUUCGAAAAGCAUGAACUGCGCCCUUCCUUGUGGAGGCUUAAGCACCUCCUAGCCUUGGAUGACAACACACCUUUAACAGGCUUUCCCGAGAUUGUAGAAGCUUCACAUGAGUAUGGUUUCACGCCGCAGAUUGACGCACAAACAAGGAUCAAUUUACGCCAAUCCUAUAGAGAGUUGCUUGAUACAGUCGAUCCGCUUGAGGUCCAUAGGGCUAUGGAGCGCGGAGAACUGCUGGGAUGUUCGGAGAGCCAGUUGAUCUUUGUCGGCGAAAGAGCGCGAGAUGUGUUACAGAAGAUGAACUUAACAAGACUGAAGAAAAAUGGGGGCAUCAGCCAUAAGCUAGCAUAG